Molecule: messenger RNA, 3860 nt
Organism: Spodoptera litura
Lineage: Eukaryota; Metazoa; Arthropoda; Insecta; Lepidoptera; Noctuidae
Source: RefSeq, a predicted model, not a curated record
GUCAUUGGCGGGAAACGACGCCGGCCAUUUUUAUUUUUUACUCUGUUAUUUUUCGAUAUAUUUCGCGGGAAAAUAUUUAAUAAACAUUUUGUAAUUUUAGUGUACAAACGUUUGGAUUUUUAGUGAUUUUAUUGUUUUUGUUUUGUAAUAAAGUUUUUUGACUAUUUGGUUUCUUUGAUAAUAAAAGUGUAUCAAAAUAUUUUAAUUGGUGCGUGUUAUUGUGUCUUAGUGUGCGAUUUUAUUUGAGGAAAAGCGGUUUAGUGAAUUGGUGUCGGACAGUAAUGUAAUGCAAUCAUGGAUCCGCAAGAAUUAGUACCUUUGGAAUCGGGCCUCCCCCUCCCGCGCCCCCACCAUGGGACCAGGAACUGCUACCUGGCACCUCGCACCUGCUACACAGCACCACUCCGCCUGUGUCGGCUACUGGCGCUACUCUUCGGGAUGCCCACCGUAUUCCUCAUGGUACCACUGUAUUUAAGAUACCGGGUGUUCCUUGGCCAGAUGUACCCGAUGAGUAUGACAGAUAUGCGGCUGAUAGAUAGUAAGAUAUCGCCCACUUGGUGCCAGAGACAAGUGGUGCGUUCAAACACGACGUUCAAUGCGUUCGUGGUGCCUGGCCCGCCGGAGCUGACUGACGAGCUAGUACCAGUGUCCAUGACGAGGGAGCUGGAGCUAGACGAUGAUAUGAAGGAGUACUGGGGGUUCUAUCUGUUGAAGGGAUCCUCGGUCACCGUGUCUGCUUGUGUGAGCUACCCUGGUGCAUCCCUCAUCAUGAUUAAAGGUUACAAGCACCUACAAGACUGCGCCUAUAUAGGCGAUGACUCUUCAGAAGAGAUCAAUGAACUAAUCGAAGCCAACAGACUCGGUCUUCUAUCUGAUGAUGCGCUGAAUAAAAAAAUAUCCGAACUGAAAGUGGAGAAUGGAAAAGUCAAUAAUCCAGAAACCAUGAAGAGACACAAGUCUGGCGUCAGUUUCCAUGAUCCGAAGAACCACGUCGAUGAGAACGUGACAUCAACAUCAUCGGAAAACUUAGCCACAGUAGACGUCACUGACCAUGAUCCUAAGGAGCUUCGAGAAAUUCUAGAACGUCUCCACGCUCUACGAGAAGCUGCGAAGAUCCAGAUAGCUAAGAACUACAGGCCACCAUCAAACAUCAUGUCUCUACCGGCGCUGCACAGGCAUAGGGAUGCCAAUGUCGAUAAGGAAGAAAGAAAAUGGAUUUCUUUUCAAGAUAUCGACGGCAAUGCCAGCGAAAUAUUAACAAAACUAGAAAUAACUACAACAGAGACUGUGCCUACUGAAGGCAAACACGGAACUGUCAAAGAAGAUAAACCAAUUAGUACUACACCAUUAUUAUUAACUAAAUUACUAGGUAAAACAGAAGUCAAAACAACCACAGAAAGUAUCAAAAAGCCAGAAGGAAAUAACAAAGUUUUAACUAGUCAAGAAGAAAAAAGUAAAACAGAUAAUAAUAAAAACGUCAAGGACGAAGAUAAUUUAGUCAUAGUAGAAAAUGAAGAAGAAUUAACAUCUGUAGAAGUAGAAGAUACACAGGGUGAUCUGAAAAUUGUUGCUACGGAUUAUACAACUAAGCAGAGUCCAACAGACGGAACGGAGCCGAAUUCAAAAGAAGUAUUUGAAGAUGUACUGCACAGACUACAGGCACUCGGAGACAAGGGGAAGAGGGUGCUGAUAAAGCUGCACGAGACCAUGGGAGUCGAAUAUGAAGAGGAGACACCAGCAACCAAAUCGAAGCCGGACAUCAUGUCGGUAGUAACGGGCAGUGGUGAGGAGUUGGACAGGCUGCGACGAGUGCUGGUGGAAGCCAUUGACGAGGAGAAGAACAGGUCGCAGAGAGAACAAAAACGUCGUGAUGCAGCUGAACAGGCGCGUAAGAAACGAGAGGCCAUGCUGGGCCAUAUCGAGCUCGUGAAAGAACUCAAUGAAAAUGAUGAAGAGAGAAACCAUGCAGGGGAAAUGGAUGCAGACGGUUACGCCGACCACCAUAUGGUAGUCAACGAGACGACUCCCCUCGACAUGAGUAACUCGGAGUUCUGGUCCUCGUUCUCCAGCAGUGAGGAGGCUCUGUUAGAGUGCGAGGGGCUGAUCCUGAACCUCCCUCUGACUCCACAUCGCCAUUGCUUCAGGAAUGCCUCCGAGAAUGAAGCCUUUGCUGCUGCCAAAGCUAAUGCUCUUACUUACAGGGUCCCAGCGAACGGCUACUACUUCUUCGUGUUCAACUCUGAGAACGAAGUACAGCGGAACUACAUCCGCGCGCGGUUCGAGCUGCAGAAGACGCGCUACGACGUCGCGCGCACCGCGCUGCGCACCUGCACCACCGCCGCGCGCUGCGACCUCACACUCGACAUCUUCUCCGCGCAGAAGGUAGUGCUAGAAGUUCCUCUAAGGAACAACGACUCCCUGUGGAACGAGCAGUUCCUCAUCAUAUCGGAGUGUGAGCCUCGGACCUCCAUCUACAUCUUCUGCGUCAUUGCAGUGCCUAUACUUAUACUUGUGUUCGGCUUCCAAUGAACGGUACAAAUAACCACAUUGGAUGCAUCAAAAAUGGGGCAAGGAGGACGUAUAUGAAAACCAUUCAAUCAAACAUAAGUAUCAACAUUUCGAUCUAUCGAUAUUGUAAAUCACUACAAUUAAUAAUUUUCCAACCGAUUGUAUCGUAUUUCUCAUUGUCAUAACAAAAUUAAUUAGACACAAUUGUCUUUUUGAGAGUAACGUAUCGAAUCGAUUAAUCGGGAAAAGCAAUCGAUUGUGUUUUGUAAAACGAUACUUAUUGAAGUGAUUAUAAACAGUUGUAUUUAGUAGAACCCGUUCGAUAAGUAGGUCAUGAUCUAUAUAUAAUGUACGCCAAAAUUUAUCAAAAUCGGUGCAGUAGUUUUUGAGAAUGUAAAUAUCGAACAUUAUAGUUUUAAGUUAGGUUGUAUAGAAAUGACUGACUAUGAAAGAUGGUGGAUAAUAUUGAGAAUUAUUCAAAUAAUAGAGUUGUGAUAGUUGUGAAAAGGUGGCCUUACCAGUGGACAGUGUAGUAUAUUUUCUUAGACACAAAGAUCACGAUUUAAAAAAAAGAAAUUAAGUAAGAGGCCAUUCUACCAUAGAGGUUGUCUAACCUCUUUGGUAGAAUGGCCUCUACUAAAGACAUUUACUUGGUUAAAGCAGUACAUCAAGCUAUCUAAAACUUUUUAAUCGAUUUUAAACUUUAGUGUCUACCAAUUGGGUAUUUUACUGGGUCAAAACUAAAUUAUUUUUAUUUUUCAAUCCAAUCAAAUAUUCAAAAAUAAUUAUAAUUUCAUUCAUAUAUUUGACGGUACACCUAAUUUUCGAUUUAUUCUAGCAUUUUAUUCAGAAAUAAGUGUACCUACUAUUUGACUCUGAAAUAUGAUGACGUCAUAAGUUGGUUUUGGGUACAAAAUUCAUAUAGGUAACAAUAUAGUUUUUGACGUUUCGAUAAAAGUUAUGAAUUUGAUUAGUUUUAAAAUAUCGUAUUGAAUUGAAAGUACCUUGUAAUCAAAAGUUUACCUAACAGACCCGUUUAAGUAUAAAGUGGUAUGAUAGAUACGACGUUAAGCAUAUGAUUAUAAGGUUCAGUUUUAACCACCGCUGUUGAAGUUUCAGUUAAUCUUAACUGACAGAUUAACAUGAUAAUUCGGUACUGGCCAACUAGUCAAAUUCAAUACUUUUUUCGAACUGUCAAAAACGACAGUUUUCUAUGAAUUUUGUACGAGAUUGUGUAUUGUGACGUCACGUUUUUUUAGCGUAAAACAGCAUACGUAAUACAGCAUGCAUUGCUGGAAAAAUACUAAAAUUAAGUUAUAAAAUCAAUUAAUGAAAGUGUGAUUAUUUUUUUA